AUGAGAGAUGAGCCUAAUCCCACAACAGUCAAAACCGUUAAAACAAUGCUUAGAAACCGUCUUGGUACCGCUUUGAUAGCUUUUGCUUCUAGACCGGCUUUUUAUAGACAACAGCUUUUUUUCCCGCUUUUAAAAUGCACUUAUUCUGAGGACUUUACGCAAAAGACUAAGCUUCACUCAACCAAUGAUGUGCAAAAUCCAGAAACUCAAGAUAACAGUACUAGCUCGACAACGCAGCCUUGGUAUAUGAAUGUUGGAAGAGAACAGCUUCAAGAUAAUAGUUUUCCUCAGCAAAAAAUAGAACUCCCCGAGGAUGCGCCUGAAUCGUUGCAAAUACUAGCCACAUUUCUCAGAGAUGAACUGGGACUUACCGAUAUACUCAUAUUUGAGACCAAAGACUUGAAAGAUGGUCAGACUACCGCAGUUGCCAAGUUUAGCGACUUCAUUGUCUUGGCCUCAGCCAAGUCCGGUAAACACUGUUAUAAGAGUUUUGUAGAGGUCAACACUUUGCUAAAACAAAAAUUCAAAGUGCAACCACAUGUUGAAGGGAACGUAAGCGCUAACGAGCUUCGCAGACGUCAGCGAAGACUGGCCAGACACACCAACUUGAGUAAAUCACAGGGCUCUCGCCCUGCGGUCACUAGAAGCGCUACACAAGCAGAUUCAUGGUACUUAAUCGAUUGUCGAGUCAAUAACAUUUUUCUCAAUAUCAUGUCAGAGACAAGGCGACAACAACUGAAUUUGGAGGAGCUUUAUGCCCCACCAGAAGACAAGCAUCUUUUCAGACGCCAGCAAAUAGACUCCGAUAUUUCUGUUGGGGAAGAUGACGACAAUGUUUUGGCUGGUCUAAAGCGACUUGCAGCUCGCAACCAGAAAAGACUAUAUUCAACUAUACCAGAAAAACGAUUACUUGUCGAUCGAUUACUACAACAAGAUUUCAAGGCCGCAAACCGUUUGGCAGCAGCGGAUGGGGCAUUGUCAACGCUAAAGACCAGCUUAGAAGCUUUAAAGUUAAUACCGAUAAACACUACCGUUCAAGUUCAAGAUUGGCUGAACUUUUUUAACGGAGUGUGGAGUCCCGAAUUUGGGCUUGAUACAGAAUACUGGCAUCUCAGGUUACAUUUUUUGAAAUUACUCAACAGCUGCGAAGGUAGCCGUCUCACUUUGGAAGAAUUCUUUACCAACUUUCUACAAUUCAAGUUGGCUAGUGGAAAUCUAUUAACAAAGACAGAUCUAUUAGAGUUUUUGCAAACAGCUUACGCAAACCUUCAGGAAGGGCAAGAGCUUACAACGGUGAAUAGAGUGGUGAUUCAAGCUUUACAACUCUUCAAAGGCAUUGAACCUGAACUUCUACUUGACCCUGAAGUGAUUUGCUUGCUGCUCAAGACCAUGAAUGGGCCGUACGCAUCAUUGGAGUCGCUAAACGGGAUGAUCGAUUUCAUCUGUGCAGAAUAUUCUUCACACAUUCCGAUUCCCGUAAUUGAGACCAUUUUACAAUCUUUGGCUCAGAGACAAGAAUACAUGAAAGCACUCAAAUUUUGGGAAAAUGGGAUAAAACUACGAAAUGCUAGCGACUAUAGACCUUGGUCCUUUUUCGUCAAUAUGAUUGCGGACUCUCGCGAUACCAAAUUCAUUAGGAAUGUACUCAAUGAGGGACAUUUAUUGUGGAUAAAGCGUAACGACGUUAUAGUGGGUCCAGAACUAGGGAGAGCUCUUGAGUAUCUUUUCGAUACUGUAGAUCCAAAAAACAUCGCAUAUAGUGACUUGAGAGCAUUUCUAACACAAGAUUGA
Molecule: messenger RNA, 1791 nt
Organism: Lachancea lanzarotensis
Lineage: Eukaryota; Fungi; Ascomycota; Saccharomycetes; Saccharomycetales; Saccharomycetaceae
Gene: ATP25
Product: LALA0S02e03092g1_1
Exons: 1
Coding region: 1-1791 (596 amino acids)
Biological process (GO): mitochondrial gene expression; mRNA stabilization; mitochondrial proton-transporting ATP synthase complex assembly
Cellular component (GO): mitochondrion
Source: RefSeq, a predicted model, not a curated record